CUUGAAAUUACCGUGGCCACUGGACGGGGGAAGGGAAGCUGAGAUUGGAGGGAGAAACAAUCAGAAACUGAGUUUUCAGAUAUUGUGUACAUAUGACUGCCCCUCCUCAGGACUCUGACCAUACAAGGACCCCAUCCAUGACCCACAUCUCACCAAACACCUGCAGUUUUUACUCCGGACACGUGUUGCUGUUUUAUGUGAGACUGAAGACAUAACACAGAUGCAAGUAUUAAAUUGAACUAUACUGGUAGCUCUGAGUACUCAUCGGAUCUGUCUUGAGUGCCAAAGGGAUGAAGUGUCUCGGACAGGGAGAGCCCAGCCCUGAAAAAUGUCAUCAUCCAGCUUUUGUGCACCUCUAAUGGGGCUGAGAAGUAAACCCACUGGCCAAGCAGAUCUGUGGAGGAGAGGAAGGAGGGAGGUUUCCAGGAAAUGUGUGUAUUGAUGGAUAGCCUACAGUCAGCUCUUGUAGACUGAUACCUGCACAUUCCUCUUCGCGCACACACUCAAGGUUAGACUUUUGGAGUAGCCAACAAAACCAGGCUGCUGUCAAAACCACACAGUCAUCGCUGUCACAUAGAAAAAGAGAAUAUGAUGUGUGCAACAUGGGUUUCUAUUGCCAGUGACAGUUUUGUGAAAUCCCACUGGUGACUGUGGACCGAGAUUCUCUGUGUAUAUGAGGAAAAAAAGAGUAAACAAAUAGAAAGUCGCAGUCACUACACAUGUGCACUACAGAAACCAUGGUGGUCCUUGCAGCAGCUCAUCAGCCCAUCUCAGUCCGUGAUUUCAGAAGCCUUUAGAGGCCAGGAUCAGGAACGCGCCUGCCAGCCAACACACUCAUAUGCAAUGGAAGAAGACAUUGAUGUCACAUCCCACCCUGAGGGCCUGAAUGGUUUGUCCCAUGAAUGUAAACCAUUAGAGGAGAUCACCAAUGGACACUCCAACCAUAAACCUGUCAUGAAUGGACUGAUUAUCGGUCAUAAUGUCAAAGACAACACUAAUGGCAGCGCAUCAUUCAGAUCCCUGCCGAUUUCAGCACUGAAGCAGAAUGGUCUUCUGCAGACACUGGCAGCUGGAGGAGACCAGCCAAAGCCUGCAGAGGAAAAUGCAGAGUUGGAAAAGGCCAGACAGGAGUGGGAGGCUCUGGAGAACAUCCAACCAGCUCUCACAGAGGACUCAAACCCAACCCCGCUCAUCUCCUUUAAUGAAGCCCUGCAGUACUUCCAGACCACAGACCUCGGAGAUUUGCUAAAGAACAUCCAGCCAACCAUUCGCAGGACAGGUCUCGCCGCAAUCACACACUUCCUCUUCGGACCGCCACGACUGCACAGGGAACUCCUGGAGGAACGGGAUCUGGUCUUUGCCAUCGCACAGUGCCACGUGGACAACAGCCAGACAGUCCACAUGCGUGUCCUACAGACCAUUUAUAAGAGGCUGCUUGGCUGCAGGCUGGACUGUCCUCGCUUUGGGUCGCACUGGGAAAACAUCGGCUUUCAGGGUACAGACCCAGCUACUGACCUCCGUGGUACUGGUUUCCUGGGACUGAUGCAUACUCUCUACUUUGUUAUGGAUCCAGAGACUCUACCAUUGGCUAGAGACAUCUACAAGUUAUCACAACACCCUACACAGAACUUUCCAUUCAGUGUGAUGUCAAUCAACAUGACCCGCAUCGCCUUGCAAGUACUUCGAGAGGAAGCCUUGUCCAAGGAGUGCAAUCGUCGUCAGCAAGUGGUCGGUGUGUUGAAUGAGUUCUACGUUGCCACGUACCUGCACCUGUACCAACUGUGGAAGACUCAACAGAAGACCAUUGCUGACUCUGGCUUUGUACUAAAAGAAGUGGAGCUGUUUGCCAAAAAGAACCCCAAGCAGAUGCUGCGCCGACUAGAGGUCUUCCUGAAAGAGAGGAGGGCAGGUGGAAUCCCCCGUGGGACAUCGCCAGACCCUCAGGCCCAACAGCACUCUCCCAGCCUGGGGGAUCGAAGGGCCAGAACCGGGGCAGGACAGGGAAGCAAGGGAAAGGAGAUGCACUUCACAGGAGUGUGUGAUCUACCGCCAGACAUGGAAGGAGAGGCCAGACUCAUCUAAGCUAGACUCUGUCUGUGUGUGUGCGUAUGUGUGUGCAUGUGUGCGUGAGUGCUCUUGGGUGUGUGUGAGCAGUCUUGUUUGUGAGUGGCUUACUUUCAGAGAGCUAGAAGAAGAACCCACCAGACCCUGAUCUAGGACCUGCUAUCUGUACUUCAAACACUUCCGCUCCUUCCACUGAUGCUGGGGUGCUGCACUUUGAUCAGAUGAAGCUUCGGGGGGUCUUUCAGAGUUAUAUGAUGUUUAUUUUUCUUUUGGGGGGCGGGGGGCUGUAAUUAAUUUAUUUUUUUUAACAAAGAACAGUCAAAUUUAAAGAGCUGAUGCAGGUCAGCAACACAAGAUGUCAUAAAACAACAAGAAAGUCAAUGUGUGCACUUUGCUGUGUGCAUUUAGUAGCCAAAUCAAUAGCUGCCAUGUUCUUGUGAUUCUACCUGCAUAGAAGUCUACAAUGUACACAUUUGUGUCUCUCAGCCAGGGUGUGUCAGCACUGCAGAGGCAGGAGCGUGGCAUGGAGCGACUUAUUUAAAAGGCUCGGCGUUCACUCUCGCUCCAAGAAACUGCUCCAUCACACGAGCAUGCUAAUAGCCUGUAAUGCAGCGGAAGAGCGUCAUAGUCAGGCAUAUUAUCAAACACUAGGGUGGUUAGAAAAAAAUUAACCGGUUUCAAACCCUGUCAUGGAGCAAACAAGAGCAGGUUUUCUCUGAGCAUGAGUGGAGAGCAGCAGAUAUAAUACCCGGAGAAGUUACAGAAUCUUUUGAGCGGAGAGCAGAAAUCAGCAGGAGACGCUGUUCUCUCUUACAGAGCAGGCUUCAAAGGCAGCUGGCUUUGAAGGUCUGAUCACUUUGCAUUCUCUAUUAGAGUGUGAAUUAAGUAUACGUCAUGAAAGAUGUGAAAAAUGUGCAAGAAAGGGCCCUCCAGUCCAGGUGUACGGUGGCAUAGCCAGUUGUCGGUGUCAGCUGAAAGUGGUCUGAUAGACUAGGUCCAGAGCUCCCUCUUACCACGGGGGGAUAUAUUUUAAAUAAUUUAAAAAAAAUAACUAUUUUAGUCCUUUCUGUAGGGACAGCUGUCAUAACUUCAUAGUUAUGCAUAAAAGCACUUCAGAACUUUGUUAUUAAACUUAUGGCUGAGUGACCGUGAGAAGGAUUUUUAACACUGUCCACCAGAACAUCUGAAAAUCUUCAGACUCGUGAACACUCGCAGCUUUUCGCGGUUAAAGCCAAGGAGAUACUUUAUAACGGAGUCUGUGUGCUUUGAGUGGUCCCGGCUAAAGUCGAAGGUCUGGUAUGAGCUUUCUCUACAUUCCGUUAUAAAGCAUGUGAUUGUAAUUUCUUUUUUCUUUUUUUUCUUCUUUUUUUUUGGAAAAGUUGAAAAUGUAUUCCAGUAAGUGUGUGUGUGCGUGCGUGCAGGCUUGUGUGUGGUGAAAUGAAUGAGCUGAUAUUGAUGAAGGGUGCCUCUCUUAGGAGAUGUAUGGUACAGUAUGCAAUCCCAGCUCUAACUCAAUGAUAAUCAAAACGAUAGUGCUGUGUGACGAUAGAAAUCGUUUCUAACUUCAGGGUGUGUGUGUGUGUGUGUGUGUGUGUGUGUGUGUGUGUGUGUGUGUGUGUGUGUGUGUGUGUGUGUGUGUGUGUGUGUGUGUGUGUGUGUGUGUGUGUGUGUGUGUGUGUGUGUGUGUGUGUGUGUGUGUGUGUGUGUGUGUGUGUGUCGUAUGACAGAAACUGACUACAGAUGGGGUGCUUUCCUCUGCACACAAUAAGCCAGCUUUACUAAGUACUUGAUCCAUCAAGCUGCAAAGACGGUACUUUAGUCAUUUCAAAACGGUACAUAAAAUUUCAGAGGGCAAGAUUUCUCCUAAAACAAACAACACAUCUUUUUGUUUGCCUUUUUAAAAACAGGUUCUGGAUACAUCUGGUUUCAGCGACUCUGUGGCCUAGAAUGGGUAGAGCUCCUCAGCAAAGCUGGUUCCUGCUUUGUGCUAAUGUGAAACCGUCUCCCAUCGUUGUAGUCUCAAUCUGUAGCAUGUUCAGGUAGCACUAGUACUGUAGCAUCCUAUAGCCUCCUCCUCUUCGUAAAGCUUGUUGAUGUCACGUCUCAGUUACAGUCUGUAGUGUCGACGAGUGCGCAAACUGUUACUACUAUAGCACAUUCAUUUCAUCUUUGCAUUAAAGCCUCCGUCAGUAGACACGCGUUUAGGUGGCGCAGCUGUUGGACAUAUGUCUUGGAGAGAUGUGGGAUGACGUGUUAUUGAGCUCAACCUUGUCUUCUAAGAAGGUAACAGUAAAAACGGUGCCUACAUUCAGUGGAGCCAUGUGGAGUGGAGUGCUCACUUCCUGUUUUUUUUUUUUUUUCUUAUUCUUUCAUUUGAGCCACCGUGCCACAGUAGACUUCCUCCAUUCAUAUAAGGCAUUAAACAGAGUUGAUGUGACCCCUAAAAAACACGCAGGCCUAAUG
Scomber scombrus (Atlantic mackerel) is the source of this 4527-nucleotide messenger RNA. RefSeq names its product ELMO/CED-12 domain containing 3 (gene elmod3). The transcript is spliced from 13 exons. NCBI's taxonomy places the organism in Eukaryota, Metazoa, Chordata, Actinopteri, Scombriformes, Scombridae. The record is from RefSeq and is a predicted model, not a curated record. Bases 844 to 2082 code for a protein of 412 amino acids.